Molecule: messenger RNA, 3589 nt
Organism: Osmerus eperlanus (European smelt)
Lineage: Eukaryota; Metazoa; Chordata; Actinopteri; Osmeriformes; Osmeridae
Product: kinesin-associated protein 3-like
Exons: 20
Coding region: 178-2508 (776 amino acids)
Biological process (GO): cilium organization; microtubule-based movement
Cellular component (GO): ciliary transition zone; axoneme; kinesin II complex
Molecular function (GO): kinesin binding
Source: RefSeq, a predicted model, not a curated record
AAGAGUCCUGUCUACUCCGGCCGGAGAGAGGUAACGCUAGCCCAGCAGUCAUCAUAGCAACUGCUCGGGCGUCAACCACGUCGCGCACAGGACUACCGGUCCCUUAGGCUGCCCCUCGUGAUUUACAGCGACACCGGCACACCUACUCCGGUCUCGGUUUCAUAUGACCCGCACAAGAUGCAAUCGGAGGAUGCACGGUAUCUAAAACGGAAAGUGCGGUGCGGGAAUGUGGAAGUUCACCCUACGGAGAAGGCGUUGGUGGUUCAGUAUGAGGUGGAGGCGAGCGUUCUUGGCGAGACCGGAGACGAGGUGCUGGGUGACCGCAAGGAGUGUCAGAAGAUUAUCCGCCUGCGGAGCCUGAGCUCCUCCACAGACCUCUCCUCGCUGGCCAGGAAGGUGGUGGAGGAGAGCAGGCUCCUCCCCUCCUCCAGGCUGGCAGAGGUGGAGCAGCUGCUGUUCUACCUGCAGAACAGGAAGUGCUCUGGGACAGUACCAGAGCAGAAGGAGCAGAAGGAGGUGAAGCCCAGGGACCUGACGCCCUUCGAUGGGAUGGAGCUGAAGGAGGAGGCCAGUAUCAGUCAGGUGGAGCAGUACGUGGAGAUGCUGUACGAGGACCUGGAGGACAAGCUGAGAGGAUCCAGGCUGCUGCUGCAGCUGGCGCGCAACCCUGACAACCUGGAGGAGUUACUGCACAACGAGACCGCUCUGGGGGCUUUGGCCAGGGUUCUGAGGGAGGACUGGAAGCAGAGUGUGGAUCUGGCCACCACCAUCAUCUAUGUGUUCUUCUGCUUCUCCAGCUUCUCACAGUUCCACGGCCUGGUGACGCACUACAAGAUAGGAGCUCUGUGUAUGAACAUCAUCGACCAUGAGCUCAAGAGAUACGACAUCUGGCAGGAAGAACUGCAGAAGAAGAACAAGGCCUGUGAGGAGGACCCGGAGAGCGGUGCAGCCAGGAAGGAGCUGGACAAGACCAACAAGAAGUACCAGGGGCUCCUGCACAAACAGGAACAGCUGCUCAGAGUCUCACUGUACCUGCUGCUGAACCUGGCAGAAGACACUCGCACGGAGCUGAAGAUGAGGAACAAGAACAUGGUCCACCUGCUGGUGAAGGUGCUGCAGUGGGAGGAUGAGGAGCUGCUGGUGCUGGUGGUGUCCUUCCUGAAGAAGCUCAGCAUCUUCAUGGAGAACAAGAACGACAUGGCGGAGGUGGAUACCGUGGAGCGAUUGGCCCGGCUGGUACCAUGUGAACACGAGGACCUGUUGAACCUGACCCUGCGCCUGCUGCUCAACCUGUCCUUCGACAGGGGGCUCCGCUCUAGGAUGGUGGAGACAGGCCUGCUGCCCAAACUCACCAGCCUGCUAGAUGAUAAGAGCAACAAGCAGGUGGCCAUGUGCAUCCUCUACCACAUCAGUAUAGACGACAACUUCAAACCCAUGUUCUCCUACACGGACUGCAUUCCCAAGCUGAUGAGGAUGCUGUGUGAGCAUGCAGAGGAUCGCAUCCAUGCUGAGCUCGUCUCCUUCUGCAUCAACCUGGCAGCCAACAAGAGGAACGCACAGCUCAUGUGUGAAGGUAACGGGCUGAAGCUACUGAUGAAGAGAGCUCUGAAGCUGAAGGACUCUCUCCUGAUGAAGAUGAUCAGGAACAUCUCCCAGCACGAGGGGCCUUCCAAACACCUCUUCAUAGACUAUGUGGGGGACCUUGCAGCCCAGAUCAGAGCGGAGGGGGAGGAAGAGUUUGUGAUGGAGUGUCUGGGGACGCUGGCUAACCUGACCAUCCCUGACCUGGACUGGGAACUGGUGCUGAGGGAGUACAACCUGGUGCCCUACCUCAAGGACCGCCUCAAGCCAGGCUCAGCAGAAGAUGACCUCAUCCUGGAGGUGGUGAUCAUGAUUGGGACAGUCUCUAUGGACGACUCCUGUGCGUCCAUGCUGGCCAAAUCUGGAAUCAUCCCUGCCAUCAUCCAACUGCUCAACGCCCAGCAGGAGGAUGAUGAGUUUGUGUGCCAGAUCGUGUACGUCUUCUACCAGAUGGUGUUCCAUCAGGCCACGCGUGAUGUCAUCAUCAAACAUACACAGGCGCCCGCCUACCUGAUAGACCUGAUGCACGAUAAGAACACCGAGAUCAGGAAGGUGUGUGACAACACUCUGGACAUCAUCGCUGAGUACGAUGCUGAGUGGGGCAGUAAGAUACAGAGCGAGAAGUUCCGCUGGCACAACGCCCAGUGGCUGGAGAUGGUGGAGAGCCGACAGGAGGCGGAGCCAGCGCCGCACGGAGAUGAGUCUCACCUGGAUCGCCCCGACCUCUUCUACAGCACAGAUGGGAUCACUCCUGCUGAUGGGACAGUUAGUCCCGACUUCUUCAGUCUCCACGACCAGAAUGGAGACUCACACUCAGGUGAUGCUUAUGGAUUUGACCAGUCAACCUCGUCUCCAGGGCGACCAGCAACGGCCUACGGUUUUAGACCUGACGAACAGUUCUACUACCAAUACAACAAUUCUAGAUGAACACACAUACACGUGUGCACACAUUCAAGCAGGCAUGCCACCACAAACCACCCCAGCCACACAAGCAUGCAUACAAACACAGACAUUAAAUCCAGUACAAGUACACACACACACACAAACAUGCAGGCCAACACACACUCAAAAAGGCUUCCAUGCAUGUGCUCCACGUUUAAUGCUGUGAACUAAAACAGGGUUGUAAAACAGGAACGUUUGGCGCUAAGCAACCACGUCAAGUCUACUCUUUACACUGUAACAGAUGACCACCUGACUGGUCGUAAGACUAGUUAUAUUUAUACUACCUAGGAGGACUAGUUAUUGGGGCAUGGGUGUAGCUCAGUGGUUAGAGCAGUGGUUGACUGCUCAUCGAUAAGUUGCUAAAUGAACACAUUAUUGUUGUGAUUGUGUAUAUAACCAGGUAGACUAGUUAGAGGUAGACCCUGUGUAGCUAACACGGUGAAGCUGAUCAGCUGACAGUAUUGCAUGGCAGGUGUGUGGCGGAGAGUGUGUGUGUGUGUGGGUGAAAGUGUUUGGUGUGAGAGUGUGUGUGUGAAGGCGAGAGUGAGUGUGUGUGUGUGGGUGAGAGAAAGGAUUGCUCUACUGUAAUGCUGAGCAGCUUCCUUCAUAGAUACAGUAGAAAAACUCCUGUAGUGAGGAGGAGGGGAGGAGAAAGAGAGGGGGGAGGGGGAGAGGAAGUUGUAUGGUGUGCUGGAUGAGGGAGGUGGAGGGUGACGAGUGACUAUGUUGGUGUAUGUGAUGAAGAGGAUGAUACUGUACUAGAAGGUUGUAAGUUCCUCCUCCUCGGUGGACGGUGGAUGUAUGAAGAUAUUCACUUCUACUCUCAACCAGGACAUCUUUAUUCAGGGACACACCUGAUCCUUACCACAUCGCUGCACCCCUAGAACUACAACUGCACUGAGGCCUUUCACCAGGAAGUGUUUGGUUAUGAUGAUGUGUUCCUCUACUACUGCUUGAUGUAUUUAGUUUGUUAUUGAACAUUUUGCAUGUUUCAUUAGUAUCUAAUAAGCUGUAAGCUGUUAUUUUCUAUAUGAGGGCUUCAUGUCUUAAUAAAACAUCAGACUCA